Messenger RNA from Meloidogyne enterolobii, 1265 nucleotides. Lineage: Eukaryota; Metazoa; Nematoda; Chromadorea; Rhabditida; Meloidogynidae. The record is from the annotation of a GenBank genome assembly.
CGUCAUGUCAGUUGUUGCUCUAAUGGCUGCUGCAGCUGCUUCUUCCUCUUCCUGUCCUGCCUUUUUGGAGAAUAAUACAAAUGAAGAGCAAAAUGAAGAUAUGGAAGAGGAUGAAGAGGAAGAGGAAAUUGAGGCAUAAUAAUUUUUAAAAUAAAUUCAAAAAAUUUUUCAAAAAUUUUUUAGCCGCUAACAAAUAAUCUGGACGUUUCAACGCCUCAAAAUAAUUUUAAACAAAAUUACAAUAAUUUUAAUAACAUUCAAAAUGUUCAUCAAAACAAUAAAGACAACACAACAAUUAAUAAUAAUGCAGCUUCUGCAGCCUGUAAAGCAUUAUUUCAACAAUUGUUUGGGGGAGGAAAUGAAGCUACCACUCCACCCCCAAAUGAGCAACUUCUACGUUUUCUAUCUCAAAUAAAUGGAAUGACACACGUAUCUGAUUCUAACAACCAGCAACAACAAAAUAAAAUUAAAAUUGAAGAAACAAUAGUGCCUAAUUUUAAAUCAACAAAUUCAUUUUUGUCCACAAAAUGUAAACAAUGUGGCAAGAGCUUUCGGAAACCGCGCGACUUGCUCUCUCAUCAGGCUACCGCCCACAAGCUUGUAAAUGGCCAAGACAACAACAACAACAACAACAACAAUAACAUAUUUCCUAAUAAACCGGCACAGACAGACACCCCCUCCCAACAAUCCUCCCCUUGCAACAGCGUUUUUUCUGCUUCAUCGGAUCUAAAAUCCUCAAAUAAUUUACCAGAAAUUUUGGCUAUUGAACUCAAAAGACUCCGAAAAACAAUUUUAAAUUCAAAAAAUAAUGAAGAGAAUGGGGGCCAAUUAAAUUUAAAUAAUUCCGGCAGCCUUGUACGCGUCGAGCAAAUUCUGGGGCAGCUCGAUUCGCGUGUUUGUCGGCUUGAAAAACAGGUGGAAAUGGCGUUGAAUAGGUAAGAAGGGUUGAUUAAAUAUUCUGUUAGAACUUGAGAUGUUUAGGUGAACAACCUACCAUUUAUUCGAAAGUUAAUAAGCUAGAGACCGGACUGUGAGUGUCGUACGAGAAUCGAGAUCUCGACAAAUUUUCUAUCUCGAUCUCGAUAACCGAGAUUAGAUCGAGAUCUCGUCUCGGUCCUGUAUAUACACUAAGCUGACUACUCCCCCCAUUUAUUCGCGAGUUAAUAGGCCUAUGUUUCUGCUUGUUAUCGUUGUCCCCCGUGAGAUGCUUGCGUCUUCGACUUUACUAUGGUUACUUUGACAUUUUAAGCUAUCGAAUAAAUGGG